Messenger RNA from Erigeron canadensis, 1075 nucleotides. RefSeq names its product ADP-ribosylation factor 1. Gene Ontology annotation, molecular function: GTP binding; GTPase activity. Gene Ontology annotation, cellular component: cytoplasm; Golgi apparatus. Gene Ontology annotation, biological process: vesicle-mediated transport; intracellular protein transport. The transcript has 9 exons. The coding region runs from base 266 to 814 and encodes 182 amino acids. Lineage: Eukaryota; Viridiplantae; Streptophyta; Magnoliopsida; Asterales; Asteraceae. The record is from RefSeq and is a predicted model, not a curated record.
CAGAUCCUAAAUCACCAAUAUAUCCUUAAAAUAAUCAAAAUCAAAAUCAAGUAAAAAACAUAUAGACGAACAUCAAUUACUACAUUUGUAUUGACAAAAAUCUCACCUUUUUUCGCCCAUAUUCUCUGAUUUAAAGAAAGAUCUGAUCUGGGAAGAUAGGGCAAUAGUGACUUAAAAUUACAUGAUAUAAUAACUAUAUUUAUAUAUAUAUAUUGAUAUAGAUAUAGAUACAUACAUUCAUAGAGAUAGAUAGAAAGGUAGUUAGAUGGGGAUAGUGUUUACGAAGUUGUUUUCGUCGCUUUUCGGUAACAAAGAAGCUCGGAUUCUUGUUCUUGGUCUUGACAAUGCUGGCAAAACAACUAUUCUUUAUCGGCUGCAGAUGGGUGAAGUGGUCUCUACUAUACCAACGAUUGGAUUUAAUGUGGAGACGGUGCAAUAUAACAAUAUAAAGUUUCAAGUCUGGGAUCUUGGUGGGCAAACUAGCAUCAGGCCAUACUGGAGAUGCUAUUUUCCAAAUACGCAAGCCAUAAUAUAUGUGGUCGAUUCCAGUGACACAGAAAGACUAGUAAUUGCAAAAGAGGAGUUUCAUGCAAUUUUAGAGGAGGAAGAAUUAAAAGGCGCCGUUGUUCUCAUAUUCGCCAACAAGCAGGAUCUUCCUGGUGCCCUUGAUGAUGCUGCUGUGACAGAGUCACUGGAGUUGCACAAAAUAAAAAACCGUCAAUGGUCAAUAUUUAAAACUUCUGCAAUCAAAGGAGAAGGUCUCUUUGAGGGCUUAGACUGGUUGAGCAACACACUCAAGUCUGGCGGUGGCUAAACCUUAUUUAUUGUGUGCUCCCCACGCACAACUUUGUGACUGUCUAGUAUCGUUGAUAUGGUCUUUUACCUAUUGAGCUUUUAACGUCUUUCAGAGGCCAAAUGCUGAUGAUGUGUUACCGGAACAUCUAAAUUGUAGCCUCAUACCCUCAUUUUUCCUGUUUGAUACAUUCUUCGUCUUCGUAGUUAACUUUUUAUAUUAAUAUUACAUUUCUUUUUGUACUUUUUGAAGAAUUCCCUCCAUGAAAAUGAACAUUAUGUA